Lithohypha guttulata is the source of this 1122-nucleotide messenger RNA. RefSeq lists its product as uncharacterized. The record is from RefSeq and is a predicted model, not a curated record. The transcript is spliced from 6 exons. NCBI's taxonomy places the organism in Eukaryota, Fungi, Ascomycota, Eurotiomycetes, Chaetothyriales, Trichomeriaceae. Bases 1 to 1122 code for a protein of 373 amino acids.
AUGUCGGCCCUAAACGACGUUAACAGUCAGAUCGACCCUGGUUCUGACAACCUCUGGAACAAGAACUCAGCUACCUCGAAUACAACCGAUGCCAAGCUCAAUUCUUCGGCACAGAAUGUACAAGAGCAAGCUGCUGGCCUCGCUGAUGCUGUCAAGACAAAUGCUGCCAAUGCCUACAAUUCGGUGCAAAACUCUCAGUUCGCUCAAGAUAUUGCCAAUGGUCCUGCCGCACAAACCGUCAAGGAGCAAGCAGCUGUGACUGGCAACGAGUUCUCCGACCUCGCAAACUCUCGAAAGAUGCCAAACUACAAGGCUGCAAAUGACACUCCAUUGACCCGAGCAACCGGCAUUACCUUUGCCAGUUUGAUCAUCUUCAUUUUCUCCACUCGGUAUCUACCACUUGCUCGUCUGUUCCUAAAGGGCACAUGGACUAUUCUUGGAAUUGUCACGCUCAUCGAAGCUGCUGCGCAGUUCACUAUCGGAUCAAGCGUCGCGAACUCGGUUCGUCCCCGGAAAUACUACAAAAUUCCUAAAGAGAACCUCGAGGCUACACUUGAUGAUGUUGAACAACUGAUCAACUUCUUCGUGAUCGAAGGCCAGCGAAUAAUAUUCGCCGAGAACAUCCCAAAUACUGCCAUUGCCUUCCUUGCCUCAUUCCUGAGCUACUACCUGAUCAAGCUUCUCCCAGCAUGGGGCUUCGCUCUUUUCUCAAGCUGCAUCGUCUUCCUCGUCCCGCUCGUCUACACCUCGAACAAGGAGUUGAUUGACUCGCAGCUUCAGCACGCAAAUGAAGUCGUGACUGCACAGACCCAACAACUCCGAGAUAUUACCGCCGAUCGCACAAGCAAGGCAGCUGAGAGCGUGAAGAGCUACACCAAUGAGUAUGCUGGUUUAGCAUCAGAAUACAUUGGCAAGAGCAGACAGAAGAUCUCUAUGCCAGCUACCAAUGGUGCUUCAAGCAAUUCUGCUUCUAGCACCUCCAAUACCAGCUUCGCCACUAAGGAAGCAGAUUUUCCCAAAGCCCCAAGCACGGAUUUCCCUUCUUCAGCUGAGCAUACUCGGCCAAUUGUGAAGGCGCCCGGUGAUGGUGAGCCAGUUGCUGCAUCCGCUUAUGCCAUCUAA